Messenger RNA from Drosophila bipectinata, 1506 nucleotides. RefSeq names its product glycoprotein-N-acetylgalactosamine 3-beta-galactosyltransferase 1. Gene Ontology annotation, molecular function: N-acetylgalactosaminide beta-1,3-galactosyltransferase activity. Gene Ontology annotation, cellular component: membrane. Lineage: Eukaryota; Metazoa; Arthropoda; Insecta; Diptera; Drosophilidae. The record is from RefSeq and is a predicted model, not a curated record.
CUGGAUGUUCAGUCUGGUGGUAAACGUUUUCGAGCUCAGUUCGGGUUCACAUUACACUGUCUCGGCUUUGACGUAAUAGGCGCAAUUCAAAUUUUUAUUGACACAAGUGCAGUUAAAAGGGAAAUUUGAAGUGACCUCAAAAAACAAGGGCUGUGGAAAAUGUCAAGCGCAAGUCUUCUUUCGCGUUCUCUGCUAACUGAAGCUCCCCGCUCCAAAAAUAAAUCGGUUUUUAUCCUAAUAAUUGGAUUGGUGGUAGGCUACUGCAUGGCUCAGUUGUUCUCAACCUUAUCGCCACAAGACAGUCUAUAUCCUUACCUCACCAGGCGUUUAAGUUUUCCCAAUAAACCACCAGGGGACCACGAGUCCUUUGCCCUCUCGGAUGGACCCGAGCAUCAUCCCUUCCAGCAUGAGCAUCCGGAUGACAACUCCACCGCUGCUGAGCAGCUGAAGAAGGAGGUGCGAAUCCUCUGCUGGGUGAUGACCAAUCCCACCAACCACAAGAAGAAGGCGCGCCACGUGAAGCGGACAUGGGGCAAGCAUUGCAACAAACUGCUCUUCAUGAGCUCCGGACACGACAAUGAGUUGCCCACUGUUCAGCUGGAUGUGGGGGAGGGACGCGAGAACCUGUGGGCCAAGGUCAAGGCCGCAUUCACGUACGUCUACCAGCACCACUACGACGAUGCUGACUGGUUCUACAAGGCGGACGACGAUACCUAUGCGGUGAUCGAGAACAUGAGGUACAUGUUGUAUCCGUACGACCCCAAGACACCCGUGCACUUUGGCUUCAAGUUCAAGCCCUUCGUGAAGCAGGGUUACAUGUCCGGCGGAGCUGGUUAUAUUCUCAGCAAGGAGGCACUCCGCCGUUUCGUGGUGGAGGGAAUUCCCAACAAGAAGUACUGCCUGCCAGGAACGGUCAUUAACGAGGAUAUCGAAAUCGGCAAGUGCAUGGCCAACUUGAACGUAACUGCUGGAGACUCCAGAGAUGAAAGAGGUCGUGGCAGGAUGUUUCCCUUCAUUCCGGAACAUCAUUUGAUUCCAGCCAAGUGGGACAAGAACUUUUGGUACUGGAACUAUCAAUACUACAAAACUGAUGAUGGCUUGGAUUGCUGCUCCGACUUGGCCAUCUCAUUCCAUUAUGUCGCUCCUAAUAUGAUGUAUGUGAUGGAUUAUCUCAUUUAUCACUUGAAGCCCUAUGGCUUGAUGAGAUCUUUGGAAGCUUUGCCUGCAAAACUCAAAGUGGGUCAGCUCCUGCCCCCGCCUGUAGAACGACCUGCUGCCAGUAAUGAGGAUUCUGUUGAUGAUUACGACAGGAUAUUCACGACAACAACAGAAAAGCCAAAGGAACCCGAUGCCAGGGAAAUGGACUCUAAGGAGCUGGAAAGUGAAGAGAGAAAAUACAAGGAAACAGAAGAAGACUCUGAUUCCAGAGGAUCUAGAUCUAGGGAAUCACGCGAAGAAACGGAAGAAACAGAUGAGAGUGUAGAUGAUAAAUCCAAAAGACAUUAA